GACCCUGUCAGACAGGCAGCUGGUGUGUCUAGAAUACUCUUUCUAUGCUCUGGCCAUUUUCUUCAGUGUAUUUUUUUCUAGGUUACACAACGGCAGCAGCCUACUUGAAUAAGUCACAGAUUUUGACUCAGAAGGACAAAUUCGUCCAUUUGGAGCGCUGAUUCGGGACACAAGAUCAAACAGAUCUCUUUAACCUAAUUCUAUAGAUAGUUAAGGCGGUCGUUCAAUAUGCUUUUGGGCAAAGUGAGUUUGACUCCUGCUUUGUGCACAGCACUUCGUAUCUCCCCUGCCUUUUCCGGGAUUCAGAAGCAGAUCGGAGCAGCAGCCACGCAGAAUGCCCGCCUCUAUGCUUCUUCUCAGGCCGCGGAGGCAGUACUGGACAAGCAGGCUGUUGGCACCACCACGGCAACCAAGGCAGCCACUGCCAAGAAGGCACAGAGCGUGGAGUCCCAGUCUUUCGCCGUCAACAUGUUCAAGGGCCAGAUCAACCCCUCGCAGGUCUUUCCCUUCCCCUCAGUGAUGAACGAGGAGCAGACCCAGUUCCUCCAGGAGUUAGUCCCACCCGUUUCCAAAUUCUUUGAAGAGGUGAAUGACCCAGCAAAGAAUGACUCCCUGGAGAAGGUGGAGGACAGCACCAUGGAAAGCCUGAAAGAGAUGGGGGCCUUUGGUCUGCAGGUCCCCCAGGACCUUGGGGGCGUGGGCCUUACCAACACACAGUAUGCCAGGCUGGUGGAGAUCGUUGGCCAGCACGACCUGGGGGUUGGCAUCACUCUGGGUGCCCACCAGUCCAUCGGUUUCAAGGGCAUCCUGCUGGUUGGUAGUCCCGCCCAGAAGGAGAAAUACCUGCCCAAGCUGGCCACAGGUGAGACCCUGGCGGCUUUCUGUCUGACUGAACCCGCCAGUGGCUCUGACGCUGCGUCCAUAAAGACCCUCGCUACCCUCUCUCCCUGUGGAAAACACUACAUCCUCAAUGGAGGCAAGAUCUGGAUCAGUAAUGGUGGUCUGGCUGAGAUCUUCACAGUGUUUGCCAAGAUGCCCAUGAUGGAUGAGAAGACAGGACAAAUGAAAGACAAAAUCACAGCCUUUAUUGUGGAGAGGAGCUUCGGAGGAGUGACACACGGUCCCCCUGAGAAGAAGAUGGGCAUUAAGGCGUCCAACACGGCGGAGGUGUACUUUGAGAACGUCCCGGUACCCAUUGAGAAUGUCCUGGGAGAGGUAGGUGGCGGCUUCAAGGUGGCCAUGGCCAUCCUCAACAACGGGCGCUUCGGCAUGGCCGCCGCCCUCUCCGGCACCAUGAAGGGAGUCAUCACCCAGGCUGUGGACCAUGCAGCCAACAGGGUCCAGUUUGGCAGUAAGAUCCACACCUAUGGAGCUAUCCAGGAGAAGUUGGCACGCAUGACAAUGCUGCAAUAUGUCACUGAGUCCAUGGCCUACAUGAUCAGUGGGAACAUGGACAGUGGAUCCAAGGACUACCACAUUGAAGCGGCCAUCAGCAAAAUCUUUGCCUCUGAGGCUGCCUGGGAAGUGACUGAUGAGUGUAUCCAGGUCAUGGGAGGAAUGGGCUUCAUGAAGGGCUCUGGUGUGGAGAGGGUGAUGAGGGAUCUUAGAAUCUUCAGGAUCUUUGAGGGAACCAACGACAUUCUCAGACUGUUUGUGGCUCUCAACGGAUUCCAGGAUGCAGGGAAGCACCUGAAGUCUCUACAGAAGGCUCUGAAGAACCCUCUGGGCAACGCUGGGCUGCUGGCUGGAGAGAUCACCAAGAGGGCCAAGAGGACGGCAGGUCUGAGCACUGGGCUCACUCUACAGGGAUCAGUCCAUCCGGAGUUGUCUCACAGUGGAAGUCUGGCUGUUAAAGCUAUCGAGCACUUUGGAGUCACUGUUGAGGAUAUGCUGCUCAAACACGGCAAGAACAUCCUCCAUGAGCAGUUUGUGCUGAAGAGAGUGGCAGACAGUGCCAUUGACCUGUAUGCUAUGGUUGUUGUCCUGUCCAGGGCUUCCCGCUCUCUGAGCCAGGGUCAUGCCUCUGCCCAGCAUGAGAAGAUCCUGUGUGAAACCUGGUGUAUCGAGGCCUAUGACAGGAUCAUGAAGAACGUCAAGGACCUGAAGUCUAGUUCCACCACCCAGGUCUUUAAGAACAUGAAGGCCAUAUCUGCUGCCAUAGUGGAGAAUGGAGGCAUCGUUGCUCCUCACCCUCUGGGUUUCUAAACCAACUCAUAGAACAUUUAUAACACUGACAAACAUACUACUCCAUGAGAGGGAGGUCCUUUUCACACUACUGAAUCAAUCCAAGCUGUACAGUACUGGCUGAAACCACGCUAGAAAGGAAAAUGUGAAACCAAAAUCUGAGCCAGUACGGUUUGGGUUGGCACGAUAAUGUGAAAAGGGUGAGAAUGGGCUCUUCUAUGGGAGAAUCUCCACUGCAUACUUCUCAUGUCCUUGCCUCUUUCUCAAAACCCAUUGGAGGAGAAGGUCAGAGAAGGUAACUUUGGGUUUCUUGAAGGAGGUGAGGAGAGAGGAUGCAAGUAGUAUGCAAUUGAGAUUCUCCCAUUGUCUCAAAGACCCACUGCAGAAAAAAAACGUAAUUCUUCAAGCCUCAACGUCACAAUGCAUCACAAGCCAAGCGGAUCAACUACAUGGUUCUGACUGUUGAUUUACUGAAUGUAAAGUCUGUUUUACUUUUACUAUAUUUAUGGCCUUUUUAAAUAAUAUGUUCUGUAGUCUUUAUCUGUCCAGGAUCUCAUUUGGAACUAACCAUAUAUGUAUGGUGGUAUUUUAUCAAAUGACUAACAUGUGGGGAGAGACCAAGUUACUUUGUUGGUUUUUGUAUGAAGUUGAGAUUUGGUUCUGGAUGGCUGAGACUGUUUGGGACAAUUCUGAGGAAGGACAGUUUGAGGAAGUAUAGUGACAUCAGCCUUGUAUCUGGGAUCUUUGAAUGCAUCAUUGUGUUCAUUGUGACUAAAUUCUCUCUACCUGUUAAUAACCUGAUAUGUACAGAGUUGUGUGUGCUGCACUCACAAAUGGCCUCCAUCUGAAAUGGCAUGCAAGGGAAAAUAGGGUGCCAUUUCAGAGUCACUCAUGGUCUCUCCCCUACUAGUUAUUUGUUGUAUGUCCUUUGACAGUUGACAUUUAAUAUUAUGGUGAGGUGUCACAUUCCGUGCAAUCAACCAUCUGCCCUUCUGUUUUCAAAUCAAAUUGUAUUGGUCACAUACACAUGGUUAGAUGUUAAUGUGAGUGUAGUGAAAUGCUUCUAGUUCUGACCAUGCAGUAAUAUCUAACAAGUAAUCUAAAAUUUCACACACAAGUGUAAAGGAAUGAAGAAUAUGUACAUAUAAAUAUAUGGAUGGCCAAACAGCAUGAUACAGUAUAUGAGAUGAGUAAUGUAGGGUAUGAAAACUUAUAAAGUGGCAUUUUUUUAAAGUGACUAGUGAUACAUUACUUCCAAUUGUUUAAUUAUUAAAGUGGCUAGAGAUGAGUCAGUAUGCUGGCAGCAGCCACUCAAUGUUAUGGUGGCUGUUUAACAGUCUGAUGGCCUUGAGAUAGAAGCUGUUUUUCAGUCUCUUGGUCCCAGCUUUGAUGCACCUGUACUGACCUCGCCUUCUGGAUGAUAGCGGGAUGAACAGGCAGUGGCUCGGGUGGUUGUUGUCCUUGGUGAUCUUUUUUUUUCACCACUUCACUCCUUUGUGUACGGUGAUCAUUUGUUCCCUAAUGUUUUACGUAUUCUACAUUUGUCUUCAUAUGACAAGGAUUGGAAAGGAUUAUACUCAGAGUUUGAGUGCGUGUAACUCACGGUUUUACAUAAGUAAUUUUGGGGACAGCCUGUUUGUGAAAGUCUAUUUUGACGAGCCGGCAGGAAUAGUGGUGCAGCACACUCAACCACCAAACAACUCUAGUGCCUGAUAUUCCAAUUGCCUUUGCCAGGGGUUGCAGGUCUAUUUCUAAAAUGUAUUUAAUGGUCGUACCGGUAUGUCGUGUUGCUGAAUAUGUACCGUAAUCAAUAAAGAUUGGCUUGUGGCUACUUCUUCAAUCAUGUUACUGUCAAAAUGAAUGUAGCAUUGAUGAUAAUAAAGGAAGAACUUGUUUCGUCA
Oncorhynchus gorbuscha (pink salmon) is the source of this 4085-nucleotide messenger RNA. It is a transcript of the gene acadvl, whose product is annotated as acyl-CoA dehydrogenase very long chain. The record is from RefSeq and is a predicted model, not a curated record. Bases 229 to 2205 code for a protein of 658 amino acids. Gene Ontology annotation, molecular function: very-long-chain fatty acyl-CoA dehydrogenase activity; flavin adenine dinucleotide binding; fatty-acyl-CoA binding. Lineage: Eukaryota; Metazoa; Chordata; Actinopteri; Salmoniformes; Salmonidae. The transcript has 20 exons.